CUUUACGAACGAUUAUUUCGUUUAUAGGCAUUCCUCCAUCGAGUUGUUAAACAGGCGUUCAUCUUUAAUUAUUUAACACUAAUUACGGCUUUCUCUCGUGGUAUUCUGGCUGCACUUCAAUUGGUUUUGUGUUACAUAUACCGUAUUAUAUGCUACUUUGCUUAUUCGGCUACCAACUCGGAAGUACUGCUCCUCAUCUUCUCAUUGUAUAAUAUCGUUUGUUUCAUUUCUUCUAGUAUUUUUAUCUCUGCAUUAUCGCCUUCUUGUUCUUACACCUCCCCGUUCUUUGAUCUGUUCCUUCCCUUUUUGUUGUCUAUACGAUGCCCUCUUACGAAUCUGAAGUUUACAAGCGAAGUCUUUCUGACAUGCAGUCUCCAUCUACACCAACGAAACGGCCGUGUGUACCGACAAUCGAUACAUCACAUCCAGCCGAGUUUCUGGCCAAGGACCGUUCCACGUCGUCUUCUUAUCCUACAUGCCCAAUAGACGUUUACAACAAAAAUUAUCCUCUCUCAUGCAUGCAAACUCCAGAACAUUUACGUAAUUUUCAAGUUCAACUGGACUCCAUUCCGUACAAAUUCUGUACUGAUUCCUCUGUCUCAGAAAUUGAGGAUGACCUUGCUAUAACACUAAAACCCGUGAGCAAUGUCAAGGAGUCUGGUAGCCACCAUCCCUCACAAGCCCUUCGUAUCGUUGGAAAUUGCCAGUUAUUUCCUACGAAACAAAUUCAGGCGCCGCCAUCCCCCGAGCAGGAAGAAUUCGUCUCCAGCGAGGAAGGGCGCUUGGAUGUCUCGGUUCCUUCACCAAUAGCACCCAUGGAACUAGUAGACAUGAUGUCCUGCUACUCUCGGUUGCCUUCUAGCCUACAAGCGUUUAUGUUCUUAAAAUUUAUGAAAAAUUGUGACCGACAGACGUUGAGACUAUUGAAUGAGCAAUGCAAUCUUUCUCUGAAAAGGGAUCUUAUUGCAUCUUUGCCAGAUACUUUGGUGGACAAGGUCCUACAGUGCCUGGACAUUAGAUCAUUUUUGAAUGCGCUUCUAGUUUGCAAAAACUGGGAGAGUAUUUUUCGUUCGCACGUUUCUUUUUGGUAUUAUCAGUUUGUCAAAAAUCACUUCCUUGUUGAUAAGAAAGACUGGCAAUUAGUAUUUCCUAACAAACAACCACCGCCUUUUCUUCGAAAUGAAGAUAUUCCUAUGGACAUGUAUCCGUGUAUUUUUAAACGGCAUUAUCUACAUCGUCAGCGUUGGUUGCGCCCAAAGCAAAAGCCCCUUCGACUUUCCUUUCCCCGUCAUGUUCACGCCGGUCAUUUUGUUACUUUUCUUCAAUUGCAAGGAGAUCGUGUAAUUACGAGUUCAGACGACGCAAGUAUGAACAUUUACGAUGUAAACACAGGAAAUUUAGUAGUUCAAUUACUCGGUCAUAGAGGAGGCGUCUGGGCUGUUCAAGUUUUUGGGGAUACGCUCAUUUCUGGCUCAGUCGAUAAAACUAUUCGUGUGUGGGAUAUGCGUACUGGAAAGUGCACUCACUUAUUUCGUGGUCACACGUCUACCGUUCGGUGUUUGCAAAUUUUGUUACCGGUCAAAACCAUAAAAAAAGGAAGAGUGACUUAUGAACCAGAAUUCCCCUGCAUUGUCUCUGGUUCUCGGGACUCUACAGUAAGAAUUUGGAAACUUCCUCAGCCUAAUGACCCACCUUACAUCGCGCCUGAAGAUGUCAAUCCUUCCGUUGCUGAACAAUCCAACCCAUACCACAUACGCACACUUUCGGGACAUACCGGAUCUGUUCAUUCUAUAGCGGGCUAUGGUGAUAUUCUAGUUAGUGGAAGUUACGAUUUUACUGUUCGUGUUUGGCGAGCGUCUACUGGGGAAUGUCUUAAUCACUUUCGUGGUCAUAAAGCAUAUAUUUAUAGCGUAUUAUACGAUCCUACACGAAAUCUUUGCUUCAGUGGAAGUCUGGAUAAAACGAUUCGAAUAUGGGAUAUUAAAAAUAAUGUUUGUCUACACACCCUGGAAGGCCAUACAGAUCUUGUCGUCUUCUUAAAUCUACAAGCCGAUAAGCUUAUUAGCGGUGCUUUAGAUUCAACAAUUCGUGAAUGGGAUAUCAAUUCCGCCAAGUGUGAAAAAGUGCUUUCAGCCAAUUCCGGUCCCAUCAGUUGCAUGCAAAAUGACGAAUGUAAGGUUGUUAGCGGAAACAACGGUUCUCUAAAACUUUGGGAUCUGCGAACGGGAAAGUUGGUUCGGACACUGCUUUCAGAUAUGACAAUUAUUUCUCAGGUUUGUUACGAUGAAACGCGCUGCGUGGCCGCUGUACAAAGAGACAACCAGUCAUUUAUUGAAGUUCUAGUAUAUCGAGACAAUUAAUCAUCGCGUUUUGUUUCCCAAACCUACGACGAACAUGAAACUGGAAAGCUAUUAGUUUGUAAAAGUCAAUGAGUAUAGUAUGUAAUUUAUGUAUAAUAUAGAGCGGAACGUAUCCAUUUACAAUUCUUGAAGCAGAGUUGAAGAGGACGGCGAGAGCAGAGG
Molecule: messenger RNA, 2522 nt
Organism: Schizosaccharomyces japonicus yFS275
Lineage: Eukaryota; Fungi; Ascomycota; Schizosaccharomycetes; Schizosaccharomycetales; Schizosaccharomycetaceae
Product: F-box/WD repeat protein Pop2
Exons: 1
Coding region: 321-2360 (679 amino acids)
Biological process (GO): negative regulation of mitotic DNA replication initiation
Cellular component (GO): SCF ubiquitin ligase complex
Molecular function (GO): ubiquitin-like ligase-substrate adaptor activity
Source: RefSeq, a predicted model, not a curated record